AUGGCCGUUCUAGUCGUCACCGGCCGUCGUCUCAAACCCCGAAGCGGUUUCCCCAGUGCGUUGAGCGUACUGAGUACUGCCGCCCCGGGUCCCUUCUCUAAGGCCACCCCCUCGAUGUUCUUGGGACUCCAACUACAGGCCGAAAGCGAAAAAGCCCAGUAUGUCCUCCACACUGGUGAUCUCCCUGUCCCACUGUUCCCGUCCCUCUACAGGCGGGACCUGUGGCAGUAUGAUGACCAGUUUGAUGACCAGUAUAAUGACCAGUUUGAUGACCAGUAUGAUGACCGGUACGAUGACCAGUAUGAUGAACAGUACGAAGACCAGUACGAUGUCCAGUAUGAUGACCAGUACGAUGACCAGAACGAUGACCAGUAUGAUUUCCAGUAUGAUGACCUAUUGGAUGACCAGUACUAUGACCAGAACAAUGGCCAGUAUGAUGACCAUAAGAAGCACAGUGAUGACAAGAGUGGUGACCAUGUUGAUGACGAUAGUGUUGACCUUUAUGAUGACCAGUAUGAUGCCAAUUGUGAUGACCAGCAUGAUGACCUAUAUCAUGACCAGAGUGAUGACAAGCAUGAUGACCAGUAUGAUGACCGGAAAGAUGAACUGAUUGAUGGCCAAAGUGAGAACCAUUAUUCUUACCAGUUUGAUGACCAGUUUGAUUAUCGGUAUAAUGAGAAGAAUGAUUAUGGCAAGCGGUUUGAUGCAUAA
This is a messenger RNA of Dreissena polymorpha, 711 nucleotides long. Its product is annotated as prostatic spermine-binding protein-like. Bases 1 to 711 code for a protein of 236 amino acids. The record is from RefSeq and is a predicted model, not a curated record. Lineage: Eukaryota; Metazoa; Mollusca; Bivalvia; Myida; Dreissenidae. The transcript has 3 exons.